AAAAUAUCCCAAAGAGAAGAAAAUGAAGGAAAUCUAAAGCAUGUAUGGACACAGAUUGGCAUUCUCGCUUCCGUCUUUUCGCGUCCCCUUCAAGUCCAUGAUCGCAGGCUGAAGCGCUGUCUCACUCGAGGCGCGACCGUCUCUCCGCUCCCGGUAUCAACUCUACUGAAGUGAAGCAAACAACCGCGACAAUGAAUCCCGGACAGCUUACUCUUCUCGGUUCCACAAUCUGUGUGAUGCUCACGACCCACUUUUCUGUACAGCUUCUUUCUGAGCAUUUCUUCUAUUGGAAGAAGCCAAAGGAGCAGAAGGCAAUAAUCAUCAUCAUCCUUAUGGCCCCUGUAUAUGCUCUAGACUCAUAUGUUGGUUUGUUAGACUAUCAAGGAAGCAAAGUGUUUUUCACAUUCUUGGAUUCAAUAAAGGAGUGUUAUGAAGCUCUGGUGAUUGCAAAGUUCUUGGCACUAUUAUAUGGCUACUUGAACAUAUCCAUUAGCAAAAACAUAGUCCCAGAUGAAAUUAAAGGGAGAGAGAUUCACCAUUCAUUCCCAAUGACACUCUUCCAGCCCAAGACGGUUCGUUUGAAUCACAGCACAUUAAAGCUUCUUAAGUACUGGACCUGGCAGUUUGUGGUGAUUCGGCCUUUGUGCUCCAUCCUAAUGAUCACUCUUCAACUCUUUGGAAUAUAUCCAAGCUGGCUCAGCUGGACAUUUACCAUUGUUCUGAACAUUUCAGUCUCGCUUGCUUUGUAUUCUCUUGUGCUUUUCUACCAUGUCUUCUCUAAGGAGUUGGAACCACACAAUCCUCUUGCCAAGUUCUUGUGCAUCAAAGGGAUAGUAUUUUUCUGCUUUUGGCAGGGAAUGGCACUUGAUAUUCUUGCAGCCGUUGGUAUAAUUCGGUCUCAUCAUUUCUGGCUGGAUGUGGAGCACAUUGAGGAAGCACUUCAGAAUGCAUUGGUGUGCAUAGAGAUGGUUUUCUUUUCUGCAUUUCAGCAGUAUGCAUACAGUGUGGAACCUUACAAAGACGAUUCGACAACAGGUGCCAGCAAAAAGAGAGAGUGACUUCGGAUACAUCUCUGGCAGGGAAAUAACAAUUGCAUACUGUAAUAUAUUGUACCUGCUGCAUGAGAAACGUUGAUACCAGUUCAUUGAGUGUAUGUCUCUAAAUAAAAUAUAGCUGAGCUUGUUUGAGUGUCCCAAUGGAGGAACUUAUUGCACCGAAAGACGAGAACUGAAAUUUUAGAUGCCAGGUCACCUGGGUGUAAUGGUUCCUUUUCUUGGCCAUCUUUUAGAUGUUUUGCCUAUCGAAAGCAUCGGUUCCCAUUUUUGUCA
This is a messenger RNA of Eucalyptus grandis, 1328 nucleotides long. Its product is annotated as transmembrane protein 184C. The record is from RefSeq and is a predicted model, not a curated record. The transcript has 5 exons. The coding region runs from base 192 to 1058 and encodes 288 amino acids. NCBI's taxonomy places the organism in Eukaryota, Viridiplantae, Streptophyta, Magnoliopsida, Myrtales, Myrtaceae. Gene Ontology annotation, biological process: transport. Gene Ontology annotation, molecular function: transporter activity.